Messenger RNA from Erinaceus europaeus (western European hedgehog), 1407 nucleotides. RefSeq names its product zinc finger and SCAN domain containing 21 (gene ZSCAN21). Lineage: Eukaryota; Metazoa; Chordata; Mammalia; Eulipotyphla; Erinaceidae. Gene Ontology annotation, biological process: regulation of transcription by RNA polymerase II. The record is from RefSeq and is a predicted model, not a curated record. Gene Ontology annotation, molecular function: DNA-binding transcription factor activity, RNA polymerase II-specific; RNA polymerase II cis-regulatory region sequence-specific DNA binding.
GCCAGAAACCCAAACACCGUUACAUAGACCCCUGCCUGGAGCCAGGCUGUUUCAGGCUGUCGGAUGACCAAGGUGCUGACCAUGACCACCAGAGUUGGCCUUCAGCAUCCACAGGAGCCAGAGCCGGGGAUCCUGAAAGUCAAGGAGAAGAAAGGGAAGUGCUGUUCCAACCUUGAGAUUUUCUGUCAGUGCUUCAGGCAGUUUUGGUACCAUGACACUCCUGUGCCCCGGGAGGCUCUCAGCCAACUCUGGGUGCUCUGCUGUGAGUGGCUGCAGCCUGAGUUGAACACCAAGGAGCAGAUCCUGGAGCUGCUGGUGCUGGAGUAGUUCCUGAGCAUCCUGCCCCAGGAAUUGCAGGUGUGGGUGCAGGAGUACUGUCCCGAGAGUGCCAAAGAGGCCGUUAGGCUCCUAGAAGAUCUGGAGCAAGAACUGGAUGAUCCAGGACCACAUGUCUCCCUUCCAAGAAAACCAAAACCAGUGUGGAAGGAGAUUUCAUCUUCAGGAGCAGCAAAGGAAUUCUCAGGCGACACACAGCCAGAGUCUGUGGACACCAGCCACAACUAUGAACCUUGGGGACCCCUAUACAUCCAGGAAACUGGUGAAGAACAAGAUUUCACCCCAGAACUGAGAAAAAUUCAAGUUUGUAAAUUGAACCCCCAGAAUGAGAAAUCAUCAGACAAGCUGGAAAGUUCUGAAGAUUCUAGUACAGGUUUCCAGAGGGAUAUUAUUUCUAUGGUUAUUGACAGUAAGUGUGAAGCCAGGCUCGAAUGGCAGUGGAAAGAAAGAGGCACAAAAAUCCCUUUGCAAAAUACAGGUUCCAAGAGAGGUAAACAAUUCAUUUCCACAUCUGCCCCAGGAGAGAAACGUUACAUCUGUGCUGAGUGUGGAAAAGCCUUUAGUAAUAGCUCGAACCUUACCAAACAUGGGAGAACACACACUGGGGAGAAACUGUAUGUUUGCACCAAAUGUAGGAAAGCAUUCAGCCACAGCUCUCACCACCUUACCCUCCACUACAGAACACACUUGGUGGAUUGACCCUAUGACUGUUAGUGUGGGAAAGCCUUUGGCCAGAGCUCAGACUUCCUUAAACAUCAACGAAUGCCCACUGAAGAGGCACCCUAUCAGUGUAAAGAUUGUGGUAAAGCAUUCAGUGGGAAAGGCACCAUACUUCACUAUCGAAUCCAUGCAGGUCUUAGUUCUCAUCAGAGACUCCACUCUGGAGUGGAGUCUUACAAAUGUAAGGAGUGUGGGAAAGCCUUCAAUCACAGAUCCAAUUUUAAUAAACAUCACAGAAUCCAUACUGGGACGAAGCCCUACUGGUGCAGUCAUUGCAAGAAAACAUUCUGUAGAAAGUCAAACCUUUCCAAGCAUCAGAGAGUCCACAAUGGCAAGGGGGAAGUGCUGUAA